Molecule: messenger RNA, 1066 nt
Organism: Babjeviella inositovora NRRL Y-12698
Lineage: Eukaryota; Fungi; Ascomycota; Pichiomycetes; Serinales
Product: RTA1 domain-containing protein
Exons: 1
Coding region: 34-705 (223 amino acids)
Cellular component (GO): fungal-type vacuole; plasma membrane
Source: RefSeq, a predicted model, not a curated record
AUUAUUUGCUUGACUAUUGCUCCGUGCUUUAUCAUGGCGGCGCUAUACUGUAUUUUGGCUAAACUUGUUAUUGUCUACGGUGAACGGUACUCUAUCUUGAAACCCGCUCGCUACACUCAAAUCUUUGUCGCCAGUGAUUUCCUUUCUCUCGUACUCCAGGGUGGUGGUGGUGGAGUAGCUGCUACUGCGGUUUCUGGUAGCGGUUCGACCCAUCUUGGCACGAAUAUUAUGAUUGCGGGUCUUGGGCUCCAGGUGGCAUCCAUGACCAUUUUUAUUGUGCUCUGGCUGGUUUUCUUCUGGCGUGUCUACAAGGCCUCCAAGUUGGCCGAGCCUGGCUUUGACCCGAGAUUUGAGCACUUACGCAGUACCUCGGUCAUGAAGUUAUUCCCACUCUAUGCCUCGGUGGCUGUAAUCUGCGUCUAUGUGCGUUCUAUUUACAGAGUGGUGGAGUUGUCAGAAGGCUGGACCGGGCACUUGAUGGUGACCGAGCCGUACUUCCUUGUAUUGGACGGGGCCAUGAUGACUAUCACUGGGAUUGUUAUGUCGUUUCCAGGUGCGUACCCAGGCAUUGUUGUGGGUCGUGAGGUUUCUAUCAAGAAGAAGAACAAUGAGGGCGUGUUUUCUGGGGUUGAAAAGAAUACAGAAAUGAGCAGCGAUCUGGGGGAGUUCCUUCAAGGAAGUACUGUUCACCGUGGAUCUCUUUAGAUAGCUGUCGCAUUACUAUUGGUUACGUCGGUUUUCCUUGCCAUAUAGCAUAUGUACUAGGUGAACUAACCAUGUAUACUAUUUUCUUUAUGAGUACAGCUUUAUACCAAUCGAUAUAGGCCAAUCCUGAUAGGCUUUCUCUAUGAUGGAUAAAUAGGCUUGAGCUAUUGUCAUUUUAUUGAACAAGAUAAUUUGGAAUUGAGCCUCGAUUAUAGAUAGCUGAUCGUCUCUGGUAACCAAAGGCUAAACUGAUCCCCAAAAGCUCUACCUUAUACCCUGAGAGUCAUGCUGCUAGUUUAGGGUCUUGUAUACAUCCGAUAGUUGGUUAACCAUAUACACUACAGGCUUUACAGUUUUUUCU